GGUCCGACUGAAUAGUCCUGGGAAGACAGUCUUAUACUGUUUCACUGCCGAGCUAGCUUCUUCCUCCGAUAGCACCAGUGGCAUAAGGUUAAUAUCUUUAGCACAAACACUGGUGCUUUUGUUGUGGCCUUUCAACAAUGAGUUUUAAUCGUUCUCGAAGCUUCUUGGAAACAUUUCACAGAUGUUAACACUUCUACAGGGACAGGAGUGACAGUCCUACAAUGUUCACAGAUAUGGACUACGAACUGGAGGAAGACAAACUUGGGAUCCCAACAGUUCCUGGCACAGUGACUCUAAAGAAAGAUGCCAAUAAUCUUAUCGGCAUCAGUAUUGGUGGUGGAGCACAGUACUGUCCUUGUCUCUAUAUUGUCCAGGUGUUUGAUAACACCCCAGCAGCCCUGGAAGGGACGUUGGCAGCCGGUGAUGAGAUCACAGGUGUGAACGGGAAACCAGUGAAGGGAAAAACAAAGGUGGAGGUGGCCAAGAUGAUUCAAACUGUCCAGGGAGAGGCUGUGAUCCACUACAACAAACUGCAGGCUGACCCCAAACAGGGGAAGUCUCUGGAUAUAGUGCUGAAAAAAGUCAAACACCGCCUCGUGGAGAAUAUGAGCUCAGGCACGGCCGAUGCCCUCGGACUUAGUAGAGCUAUUCUGUGCAACGAUGGUCUGGUCAAAAGACUGGAGGAGUUGGAGAAAACAGCAGAGCUCUACAAAGGGUUGAUGGAGCACACAAAGAAGCUGCUGCGAGCUUUCUUUGAGCUUUCUCAGACUCACAGAGCCUUUGGAGAUGUGUUUUCGGUCAUCGGCGUGCGAGAGCCUCAGGCCGCCGCCAGCGAGGCGUUCGUAAAGUUUGCAGACGCUCACCGGAACAUUGAGAAAUACGGCAUACAGCUGCUGAAAACCAUCAAGCCCAUGCUCCAUGACCUGAACACCUACCUUCACAAGGCCAUACCGGACACCAAGCUCACCAUCCGCAAGUACCUGGAUGUGAAGUUUGAAUACCUGUCCUACUGCCUGAAGGUGAAGGAGAUGGAUGAUGAAGAAUACACCAGUAUUGCCAUGGGAGAGGCUUUAUACCGCGUCAGCACAGGAAACUACGAGUACCGUCUGGUGCUGCGGUGUCGGCAGGAGGCCCGCGCCCGCUUUGCUAAAAUGAGGAAGGAUGUCUUGGAAAAGAUAGAGCUGCUGGAUCAGAAACACGUUCAGGACAUAGUGUUCCAGCUCCAGCGCUUCGUCUCCGGCAUGUCCAACUACUACGACGAGUGCUACGCUGUCCUGAAGGAGGCGGACGUGUUCCCCAUCGAGGUGGACCUGUCCCGCACCAUGCUCAACUAUAGCAGCCAGCCGUUCGCAUACACGGAUGAGGAGGAGGAGGAGGAGGAGGACGGGGGAGGCGGAGAAGAGGGCGGGAGCAGCCAAGCAGAGAACGGCGAAGAGAAACUGAUAGAUGACGAAUGAGCGGCGGGGGGGCGGCGGGGGGGUAGAAGGGCUUGAUUCUGUAAAUUUGCAGGCAUCUUUGAAACCCACUUAAUGAAGUACACCGACCACUAUUUACUGUAUUUGGUUGCAAAUUUUUCUAUUUAACUUUAUCUUUCAGGUUAUCCUGUUGAAAUGUAAUUUAUUCAGAUUUAUGAUUUGACAU
This is a messenger RNA of Menidia menidia (Atlantic silverside), 1641 nucleotides long. Lineage: Eukaryota; Metazoa; Chordata; Actinopteri; Atheriniformes; Atherinopsidae. The record is from the annotation of a GenBank genome assembly.